AGUAGCAUAGAUGGCGCUACUUUCUAAAAGCCGCAAAAACAUAACCUUGCGAUAUUAAUUUGUCGCGAAUACAUCCAAAAAUAUAUUUUUUCUCCUAGAUAUAGGGACAAACGAUAGUGCUUAGAUAUCUAUUAAACGAUAGUGUGCUUGUCAUUUGAUCGAUUUAAUAUGCAUUCUUAUUUUCUCCCGCUGUUGGCAAGUUUUAUAUUAAAGCAUGCAUUCUGUUCAAAAAUACAAACACCAAAAAUUGCUGUUAUUGGUGGAGGUAUUGGAGCCGCUUCGACCACUCAUUUUCUCACUGAACUAUUUAACAAUGAUUUAAAAAUUGAUCUUUACGAAGCUAAUAAGAUUGGUGGACGUUUGGCGACGAUUCAAAUUGAUGACAACGAAUACGAGGCCGGAGGUUCGAUAAUACACUCGCAGAACAAAUACAUGCAAGAAUUUGUCCAUUUACUUGGAAUGGAACAUAGGCCUAGCAGAGAACAAAGAUUUGCCAUAUGGAAUGGUACAGAUAUUAUUUUCGAAGAAAGCAAUUCCAAGAUAUUUACAUUAGCUAAAUUAAUAUAUAAAUACGGUAUAGAACCGUUUAAACUCAACAGUUACGUAGAUUCUAUACUCGCCGAUUUUGCUCAAAUUUAUCAUCUACAAAAUAAGGGCCAGUCUUUCAUGAACCUUACCUCUAUGCUGAUAGCCUUGAACAAAGAGUUUCCAAAGCUUCUCCAAGUCUCUAUCAAAGAUCACCUUUUAAAUUUAGGAUAUACGGAGAAAUUAAUCGACGAGUUAGUCGAAGCUCCUUUGUUGGUAGAUUAUGGACAAACGACGGCCGUUCACAGUUUCGUCGGUUGCGUAACGCUUUCCGCGUCUACCGGAAACCUAUGGUCGGUUAAAGGAGGAAACAAAAAAGUGCCCGAACACUUAAUAUAUAGGAACGUUAACGUAAAUGUGCUCUCUUCUUUCGUCAACAAAAUUCGUUACGGAACUAUCAAUAACUUUCCUAUUUAUGAAGUACAUUAUUCCAACAAAGAUGGUAUAGACGUUAUGAAAAAUCACUACGACAUAGUUAUUCUCGCGAGUCCGUUAACGAAAGAUCAAAAGACGCAUAUUACAUUCGAAGACAUCCCUGGCGACGAUUUAACAUUUUUAGGCGAAUAUCAGACAACUAUUGCGACCCUUGUAAAGGGGGAUAUUAAUCCAAAUUACUUUGGACUCGAAGAAGAAUUAGAUAGCAUAUUAAGUUCCAAUUCUAAUAUCGAUAUUCGGUCCGUUGGAAGAAUAGACACCGUCGAAGGUCCAACUAAAAUUGAUUCCAAAAUAUGGAAAAUUUUCAGUAACGCCUCCUUACCCUUGGCUCUUCUAAACAACAUUUUUCUCAAUAUCGAAGAAGUGAAAGAAGUCGCCUGGAAAGCAUAUCCGCGAUAUACUACGAACGCACGUUUAGACAAAUUUAAACUUUACGACGGUCUUUAUCACGUUAAUGCCAUCGAAUGGGCAGCCAGCGCAAUGGAAAUGAGUGCCAUAGGUGGUAGAAACGUAGCGAUAUUAGCUCACGAUGAAUUUUUACAAAGGUUCUCGAACGAACCAAAUACGUCAAAAGAUACGCCGCACAAAAUAGAACUCUGAGGAGAGAUAUUCAUUUUUUCCCUUUUUUGUUAUACCGUACAAACAUUAUAUGUACAUAUUAUUAUAUACACGUAUUAUUAUAUACACGUAUUAUUAAAUUACAAUAUAAUGUACAUUUAUAAUCGAUGAUCUUAUUAGAAAUGUAAGAACCUAAACAAUA
Polistes canadensis is the source of this 1780-nucleotide messenger RNA. Its product is annotated as prenylcysteine oxidase-like. The record is from RefSeq and is a predicted model, not a curated record. Lineage: Eukaryota; Metazoa; Arthropoda; Insecta; Hymenoptera; Vespidae. Gene Ontology annotation, biological process: prenylcysteine catabolic process; prenylated protein catabolic process. Gene Ontology annotation, molecular function: prenylcysteine oxidase activity. The transcript is spliced from 7 exons. Bases 169 to 1620 code for a protein of 483 amino acids.